This is a messenger RNA of Podospora anserina S mat+, 726 nucleotides long. RefSeq lists its product as uncharacterized. Gene Ontology annotation, molecular function: structural constituent of ribosome. Gene Ontology annotation, cellular component: mitochondrial small ribosomal subunit. The transcript has 2 exons. The record is from RefSeq and is a predicted model, not a curated record. NCBI's taxonomy places the organism in Eukaryota, Fungi, Ascomycota, Sordariomycetes, Sordariales, Podosporaceae. Bases 1 to 726 code for a protein of 241 amino acids.
AUGGCCCGCGGCCCCUCCCGCCUCCUCGCCUCGCGCGUCCACCAGACAGCCACCGAAUCCCUAGCCUCGACCGUCUACCCAAAAACCUACAACCCUUCCCCCCCCUGGGUCGCCGCCCUAGCCAACAUCCCCCCCUCUGAAAUCUGGACACGACCCUACCCAGCCCAGCACGCCCUCCUGCCCGUCCGCCUCCCCAAAUCACGUAAGACCCCCCCGAAAAACCUCUACCGCCCAACCAAGAUCGAGCACCCCGAGGACCGCCUCCGCAAGCAAUUCUACUCCGACCACCCAUGGGAACUCGCCCGGCCCAAGCUCCUCAUGGAAAUCGACGGCAAGGACGCUCGGUAUCGGGAUUGGAGCAAAGGACUCCGACAGCCGGGGAUGAAGUUGUCUGGAGAGAGUGUCGUCCAACGCCAACUAUACCUCAUGCAACACGCCAAAAUGACGCGAGCGCAAGCCUACGACGUUGCCCGCAAGGAGUUCUACAAGCUCCGCCGCUUCGAGGAGACAGAGGCCAGGAUAGCCCAGGAAGAAGCGAGGGCCUACGGCGCCUACUUUGGCAAGACGGUCAACCAGGUCGGCAUGGAGCUCGAGGACAAGGAGUACAACAACUGGCUCAAGUGGGCUGGGGAGGAGAUUGAAGGGCAGGAGAUGGAGAGGCAGGCGGCCUACGCGAAUGAUAUUGAUUUACCCGAGGUGGAGGCUGAGGAGGCUGCCGAUGUGUAG